AUGUCCAUUGAAAACAACUGGACAUUUUUGGAUGCUUUCUAUUACUGUUUCGUCUCGCUGACUACCAUCGGUCUGGGCGAUUACAUUCCUGGCGAUCAGCCAGACCAGAAGUACAGAUCGUUGUACAAAAUUAUCGUUACCAUUUAUCUGAUGGUCGGACUGGUUGGAAUGAUGCUGUUUCUUUCGGUGGUUUACGACAUUCCACAAUUGAACGUCAGUAAGUUUUUCUUCAAGCCCGAAUCGGACGAAGCAUCAGAGGAGAAGCGUCUUAAAGAACAAUUUGCAGCUGGUCCCACUUACACACGACAGCUAGAUGAACCGGAAGACAACAACGUGGUGUUGACAGAUCCAGACUAUCGGUACCAGUAG
This is a messenger RNA of Soboliphyme baturini, 369 nucleotides long. The record is from the annotation of a GenBank genome assembly. NCBI's taxonomy places the organism in Eukaryota, Metazoa, Nematoda, Enoplea, Dioctophymatida, Soboliphymatidae.